Molecule: messenger RNA, 795 nt
Organism: Diabrotica virgifera virgifera (western corn rootworm)
Lineage: Eukaryota; Metazoa; Arthropoda; Insecta; Coleoptera; Chrysomelidae
Exons: 2
Coding region: 1-795 (264 amino acids)
Source: RefSeq, a predicted model, not a curated record
AUGUCAGAAGGUCAUUAUGACAACAGAAGGAAUUCUGAAAACAGAAGGCCAAAAAAUAGACCCAAUUCUAGUGGGACCAGAGAUGACAACAGUUACGACGGAUCGUCAAGGAGACAAGAAAAUACUGUGAGAAAACUUCAUAAUUUAUUGGAAGACGACGAAAACAAUGAAGAUAUACAAGGGGAUUUAAAAGAAGAGGUACAAAAAAUAGAUGCUUUAAUAAUGGAAAUAACUGUGGAAAAUGAACAGGAUGCACUAGAAGCUGAAAUAGAAAGAUUUUAUACGAUGAAAAGAAGGGUGCGGUCGAUUAUAAAAGUAAAUAAGAGAUUGGAGGCGGAAGGAUGCAAGAAAGAAAAAAUAAUACUACCUCAGGCGAAGUUGCCCUCUUUUGAAGGAAGAUACGAGGCUUGGGGAACAUUCUUUGAUAUUUUUAAACAUUUGAUACAUGAGAAUAAUCAACUAUCAAAUGUGGAGAAAAUGCAGUAUCUGAAGACAAGCCUCCGAGGAGAAGCAAGUAGAAUAAUACAACAUUUAAACACAACAGAAGCAAACUACAGUGCUGCGUGGAAAAUGUUGAGAGAUCGGUACGAAAAUCCGAGGAUGAAUCUAUUUAUAUUAAUAGACAAGAUACUUCAGGCUGCGGAGAUAAAAGAAGCGUCAGCAAAGGCGCUUAAAAAAUUACAUGAAUGCUUAGAAGCGAUUACUGGACUAGGUAUAAUGACAGAGUCUUGGAGUCCUCUUAUAGCAAGGAUAAGCAUGUUGAAGUGGGAAGGGUUAUACAUAAGUUAUAUAUAA